Molecule: messenger RNA, 524 nt
Organism: Racocetra persica
Lineage: Eukaryota; Fungi; Glomeromycota; Glomeromycetes; Diversisporales; Gigasporaceae
Source: the annotation of a GenBank genome assembly
AUUAAAUAACUUAGCUCACAAAGCUUAUAUUAGUUGUGUAAUUACUCAUACUACUCAUGAAGGGGCUCCUAGAAGAGAUAUUAUUGCAAGAACUCUUUUUCUGACAAAAUUUACUUCUGAUAAACCCGUAAAAUACAAAAAACUUUCUGAAGAGGAGUUGCAAUUAUUAGAUGAAGAAUUGAUUCAUAAAUCAAAAUGGAAAAUUAAAGGUUCAGUAAUACGAUCAGUUUUAUGUGAACAAUAUACAACUUGUUCAUCUCAAUUAUGUGAUCAUUGUAAAGAGCUUCAAAAUGAUCAAGUUUUCAAGAUUCAACUUCGAAAUAAUCCAAUCACUAAAUAUAUCUAUAAUCAAGAAAUUGGAGAUCUAUUAGAUAUGAUAAAUCAUACAAAUAUGAAUAAUAAAAAUUAUUUUUGGGUUAAAUUUGCAGAACUAGAUCAGAAAGGUAGUUUCAAUAACAAAAAGAUAUUUGAAGAACUUUGUCAAAUAAUGGUUCAAAUUGCCGAUCGUGAACAGUAUAAAAAAG